This is a messenger RNA of Pomacea canaliculata, 1211 nucleotides long. Its product is annotated as U6 snRNA phosphodiesterase-like. Gene Ontology annotation, biological process: U6 snRNA 3'-end processing. Gene Ontology annotation, molecular function: 3'-5'-RNA exonuclease activity. Lineage: Eukaryota; Metazoa; Mollusca; Gastropoda; Architaenioglossa; Ampullariidae. Gene Ontology annotation, cellular component: nucleus. The transcript is spliced from 7 exons. The record is from RefSeq and is a predicted model, not a curated record. Bases 150 to 1109 code for a protein of 319 amino acids.
GCACAGUCUGAUUUUCAGCACAUUGAAAGUGAACCAAAUAAGAAUAAUUGUAGCUUUUACUUUGAUUUCACGUUUAAAUUUUAUUUUGGCAUGACUGAUCCAUUAGACUGAGAAUAAUAAUCCUCGUUUACUAAGCCUUAUAUAUAUAUAUGUAUAACGAAAUCGAAAGGUUAAACGACAUCGUGCCUUUCCACCCAUCCAACGAUGGCGCGUCGACUUCGAGACAUCUAAACUCAAAAUACAACAUGAACUUUCCUUCGAUUUCUAUUGUAUCCUAUUCAGAUUCCAGUUCCGAGAGCGAUGACAUAAAGGAUGACCCGGUGAAUUGUGGAAAAAAGAGAAAGAUGUGUGCGAAAAGAAAUGAAACUGGUGGAAAAUCUUGCAGAAAAGCAUGUUCAAGUAGCAGUGAUACGACUUUCGAAACAAUUGUCAAGGAAAGGUUACCUUUACCAGGAGCUAUUCAUUCAAUGUUCAGUGACAAGGGACAGGUUAUGGACAACCCUGCAGAACAUGGUGGUCGCAUUCGAUCUUUUCCUCAUUUAGAGGGAAACUGGGCAUCCUAUGUUUACAUUCCAGUUGAUCCUGAUAGCAGAAUGAAAACAUUCAUAGAAGAAUUAAUGUUGUGCCUGAGACCUUACAAGUUUUCUGUCAUGGAUGAUCCACACAUCAGCCUUUCAAGAACUGUGUGCAUCCGCCACCACUGGAUUGAGCCUUUAGUGACAUCACUUAAAAAGGAGUUUCAAAGUUUACAGAGUUGUGUCUGUAAAGUGAAGCAGAUAAUACUAUACACAAAUGAUGAGAAAACUCGAACAUUUGCCAGUCUAGAGGUCUGUUCAGAAAGCACUACUCUUAUGGAGUACAUUAGAGCAGCAGAUAUCUGUUUACAGGAAUACAAGCUUCCAGCAUACUACAAGAACCCAUCCUUCCACAUUAGUCUGUUAUGGUGUGUGGGUGAUGUGGUUAAUCAAAUUCCUGAGGAAGCUUACCUUAAACUCCAGAAACUGACAAGAGAUUUCUUGGAUGAGAAUCCUGAUCUGAGUAUCAUAUCUGUUGAUAAAAUUUGCUUAAAGACUGGUUUCAAAAAAUUCUUUUUCCAUCUACAAAGUUAAAGAGAUAUUCUAAUGCUUUUCAAAUGUUUGCAAUCUUGUUGACUUCUUAUUUACUUGUUUUAUAUUACCACAGUUAUAUUGUAAUAAAAGACAAGCUGUGUA